Messenger RNA from Naegleria gruberi, 1380 nucleotides. RefSeq lists its product as uncharacterized. The record is from RefSeq and is a predicted model, not a curated record. The transcript is spliced from 4 exons. NCBI's taxonomy places the organism in Eukaryota, Heterolobosea, Eutetramitea, Acrasida, Naegleriidae. The coding region runs from base 1 to 1380 and encodes 459 amino acids.
AUGGUUGAUAGGGUAGGCUUGAGAAGAUUCCAAUCACACCUAUCUGCAGCUACUGAUACGAACAUUCCUACAGUGGGCCAGAAACAUUUCAUUAAGGACUGUGUUGAUGGGGUCGAGUAUAAGAGAAUUACAGACAAGUGGGUCAUUCGAGAUGAUCCCAACACUAUUUGCCUCACCAUUAGUGCUGGCACUGAUGGUGGCUCUGUCAACAAGUCCAACUCUAAAUCCAUCAAUCCUCUCUUCUUUUGGAUAAAUGAGAUUGGAUUGAAACACAGAUUUUCCUAUCCAUUGACUUCAUUGGCAGCAUAUGCAAACCACAAAAUACCCUAUCAAAUACUCUUGUCCAAAUUUAUAGAUGAACUCAAUGAAUUGGACAAGGGUUUGACUAUUGUUACCAAGGGAGGAUGUAAAUUCUUUCUAAAAGUUCGCCUCUUUCAAAUGAUUGUCGAUUUGGUUGCUGCAAAAGAUCUCUUGCAAAUCAAUGGUCACUCGGGCCUGUGUGGUUGUAGAUGGUGUCUACAUACAGGAGAAAAGAAGGGAGAAAACACUGGUGUAUUGUAUUGUGUAGGAAAUUCGAGUUGUAAUAGUGGAGUCAAUAGAGUUUGGAAUAACAUGAUGCCACAGUUUUGCAAGUUGCAAAAAAAUGAGAUUUCUUCCUUCGAUGGUGUGAUUGGCAUUUCAAUUCUCCUCAAGCUCAGCUAUUUUAGAUGGACUACUCAGGUAGCCUGUGAUAUUUUGCACAAUCUUUUAGAGGGUCUUUGUAAAAAGAUUUUGAAGAAUAUUUGUUCAUUGUACAAGACUUUAAUUCCCAGCAUUGAUGAACGCAUCAAACUUAUUGAAACUCCAUCCAUGUAUCACAGAGAGAUUCGUUCCUUGAAUGAGGCUGCAAAGUUCAAAGCUAUUGAAUACUACAUGUUGUUUGCCUAUUGUAAGGAUGUUUUCAAGAAUAUUAUUUCUGAAAACCACUUUAACAUUUUAAAAAGUGUCGAAACUUUUAUAGGACUCAUCAUGAAUCCUAGUGAGAAGAGUGAGCAAGCCAAGGCAAGUCUAUUGCAAAUGGCAUUCAACUUGCUGCGAAGUGUGGAAAUUGAAUUUGGUGAGGAGGAUAUUACAAUGGCCUCUCAUACUGUUCUUCACUUUCCAUUAUCGAUAUGGAAUUUGGGCCCUCUCUAUACCAACUCUACGUUCAUGUUGGAGGAUUUGAUGGGCUCUCUUACUUCCUCCAUCUAUGGAGGAAAGGCCAACAUGGAUCAUAAGGCUUUGGAGAAUUGGUCCAUUCAUCAAAUGACCAGUUUGAAAAGGGUGAGACAAUUCACCUUCCAAUACGAACAUGGUUUGUAUCUUUUUUUUUCAAAGGUUGCUGACACUCAUAAUGUUUAG